Molecule: messenger RNA, 2340 nt
Organism: Durio zibethinus
Lineage: Eukaryota; Viridiplantae; Streptophyta; Magnoliopsida; Malvales; Malvaceae
Product: trihelix transcription factor GTL2-like
Source: RefSeq, a predicted model, not a curated record
UCUAAAAUUUCAGCAACUUAACCUUAAUUGCACAUUUAUGACUUGCCCUCUGAUUGGACAGUGACUUCACUUCCCACCAAAAGGGUGUGGUGGGCUAUCUUUUCGCUUCCAUGAUAGGACAAAAUCCUUGAUAAAUGAGAGAGAGAAAGAGAGAGCGAAAGGGCAUUGGUGUUUUUGCAGCAAUUCUGUGCCUCCAAUUUUUACAGUGCGACCAAACCAAAAGUCCAAAAACAAAGAGGAGAGAAAGAUGAAGCCUUAGAGAAGUGUAAAAGAAGAGGGAAAAAAGGCACACAAAAACAUAACACACACACUCACUCAUAACAUAAACACAAAACAAAAAUGUUUGAUGGAGUACCAGAUCAGCUUCAGCAAUUCAUAGCCUCAGCAGCAGCAGCAAGAACCAGAACUCAUCUCCCUCUCCCUCUCUCAUUCCCUUCUCUCCAUAAUCUUGCUUCUUCGAAUGGUUUCACUCCCUUUGACCCUUUGUUCACUUCAAACAACUCUCAUCAUCACCAAGUACCCCCUCAGCUGCAGCAACCUCACUUUUUGCACCCAUUGCACCACCAGCAUCAACCUUGCCAGAAGAAUAAUGAAGAGAAAGAUGAGAACACCAGCUUGGUAGGUAUGAACAUGGAGAUUGAAAGAGAGAGAUCCAUGGCUGAUGAACCGAUUGAUACUCAUCAACCUUGGUCUAAUGAUGAAGUUCUUGCACUGUUGAGGAUCAGAUCUAGCAUGGAAAAUUGGUUUCCAGAAUUCACUUGGGAACAUGUCUCAAGAAAGUUGGCAGAGCUUGGGUUCAAGAGGAGAGCAGAGAAAUGCAAAGAGAAAUUUGAAGAAGAAAGCAGAUAUUUUAACAGCAUCAAUUGUAGCAAAAACUACAGGAUAUUUAGUGAACUUGAAGACCUUUGUCAAGGUGAGAAUCCUCCUUUGUCUCAACCUCAUCAUCAUCAUAUCCAGCAGGUUGUUGCAGCUGAAAAGAACAAAAAUGUGGAAAAGUCAAGGGAAAAUGAAGACAAUAUGGGUCAGAAUUUGGAAGGUGAUUCAAGAAAUAUUGAUGAAUAUCAAACUUCAGCAGGAAAUAAUGCAUCAGAUCAGGAUAAUGAAAAAGUGGUUGAGAACAAAGCAAAUAAUAACAAGAUCAACAUCAGCAACAAGAAGAGGAAAAGACAGAAGAAAUUUGAGAUGCUCAAAGGGUUUUGUGAAGAUAUUGUGAACAAGUUGAUGAAUCAACAGGAAGAGAUGCAUAGUAAACUUCUUGAAGAUAUGGUGAAGAGAGAUGAAGAGAAAGUUGCAAGAGAAGAAGCUUGGAAGAAACAAGAGCUGGAUAGGCUUAAACAGGAGCUUGAACUUAGAGCAAAAGAACAAGCUAUUGCAGGUGAUAGACAGGCCACCAUAAUCAAAUUCUUGAGUAAAUUUUCAUCAACUGGUUCAUCUAAAAAGCAAUGUUUUGGAAGGAGUAACGAAGAUCUUGUCAAGGUAACAAAUGAAUAUUCAAAUCCUCCUAGUACUUCAUCUUCUUUAGUGCCACCACUAAACCCUAAUCCUACUGUCAAUAACCAAAACAAAGUAGAUCAAGUUUCUACCACUACUUCAUCUACCAUGAUCCUUGGUCAUCAAAAUUCUGGUUCUUGUACAACACAAAACAAUCAAAUCAAACCCACUUCCAUGACAGAAACCCAAGCCCCUGAAAACCCUAAUCCAAAAACACCCACUUCAUCAAAACUAGCCCUAGCUCCCCAAAACCCUAAUUCUGUCAAUGCUCAAAGCAACCCAUUAUCACCCACUUCACCAUUGACAGUAAAGAAAGCUCCCCAAAACCCUCCAUCCAAUGACAAAGAAGACCCGGGACAGAGAUGGCCAAGAGAUGAGGUGUUGACAUUGAUAAAUCUGAGGUGCAGUCUUUAUAACAAUGGUGAUCAUAACAAGGAAGGAGCAGUUAUAAAAGCUCCUUUAUGGGAAAGAAUCUCUCAAGGGAUGUUAGAGUUGGGGUAUAAGAGAAGUGCAAAGAGGUGCAAAGAGAAAUGGGAGAACAUAAACAAGUACUUCAGAAAAACCAAAGAUGUUAACAAGAAGAGGUCCCUUGACUCUAGGACAUGUCCAUAUUUUCAUCAAUUAAGUACUUUGUACAAUCAAGGAGCACUUAUAGCACCCUCUGAAGGGCCGGAAAACCACUUGGAUUUGCCAGAAACCGGUAUUGAUUCAUCUCAAAAAGGAGCUAAGGAUUCAACUCUGAAUGUUUCUGAAGGUGACACAAACAUGGUUCAAUUACCAGCUUUUGAAUUUGAAUUCUGAAUCACAUUGCAUUUUUGUGUGUAUGUUAAUUGAAUUACUACUAGUUUA